Messenger RNA from Elephantulus edwardii (Cape elephant shrew), 4758 nucleotides. Its product is annotated as dedicator of cytokinesis protein 6-like. The coding region runs from base 1 to 4758 and encodes 1585 amino acids. The transcript is spliced from 37 exons. Gene Ontology annotation, biological process: positive regulation of GTPase activity; small GTPase-mediated signal transduction. Lineage: Eukaryota; Metazoa; Chordata; Mammalia; Macroscelidea; Macroscelididae. Gene Ontology annotation, cellular component: cytosol. Gene Ontology annotation, molecular function: guanyl-nucleotide exchange factor activity. The record is from RefSeq and is a predicted model, not a curated record.
AUGGUGGGCGAGGACCCCAGCCAGGCCCUGCCGGUCAUCUUUGGCAAGUCCAGCUGCAGCGAGUUUGUGCGCGAGGCCUUCACCCCGGUCAUCUACCACAACAAGUGCGUGGGCAGCUUCCCGGGCUCCGGCAGGUCCCCCGAGUUUUAUGAAGAGUUCAAGCUGCGUCUUCCAGCCUGUGUGACCGACAACCACCAUCUGCUCUUCACCUUCUACCACAUCAGCUGCCAGCCACGGCCCGGCACGGCCCUGGAGACACCCGUGGGCUUCACCUGGAUACCCCUGCUGCAGCACGGCCGCCUGAGGACUGGCCCCUUCUGCCUGCCCGUGUCCGUGGACCGGCCCCCACCCAGCUACUCCAUGCUGACCCCCGACCUGGCUGGCGAGCUCUGGCUGCCAGUGUGUCGCAAUGUCUGGGCCUGGUGGUGUGACCAGCAGCUGGUGGCGCUGCCGGGCAUGCGCUGGGUGGAUGGUCACAAGGGCGUAUUCAGUGUGGCGCUCACAGCUGUGUCAUCUGUGCACCCCCAGGACCCGCAUCUGGAUAAGUUCUUCACGCUGGUGCACGUCCUGGAGGAGGGGACCUUCCCGUUCCGCCUCAAGGAUGCCGUCCUGAGCGAGGGCACGGUGGAGCAGGAGCUGCGUGCCAGCCUCACUGCUCUGCGCCUGGCCAGCCCCGAGCCCCUGGUAGCCUUCUCCCACCACGUGCUGGACAAGCUGGUGCAGCUGGUCGUGCGGCCUCCCAUCAUCGGCGGCCAGAUCGUGAACCUGGGCCGAGGCGCGUUUGAAGCGAUGGCCCAUGUGGUCAGCCUUGUCCACCGGAGCCUAGAGACUGCCCAGGACGCCCGAGGUCACUGCCCACUGCUGGCUGCCUAUGUCCACUAUGCCUUCCGCCUGCCUGGCACCGAGCCCGGCUCCCUGAGCGGGACCCCUCCAGUGACUGUACAGCCCGCCACCCUGGCUCGUGGCUCUGGCCGCCCCUCGAGUCUCUACCUGGCCCGCUCAAAGAGCAUCAGCAGCAGCAACCCCGACCUGGCCGGUGCCCCUGGCUCUGUGGACGACGAGGUCUCCCGCAUCCUGGCCAGCAAGGGCAUCGACCGCUCGCACUCCUGGGUGAACUCUGCUUACGCUCCAGGGGGCAGCAAGGCCGUGCUGCGGCGGGCGCCCCCUUAUUGUGGGACCGACCCCAGACAGGCCAUCGACCGCAAUGCUAGCCGCACCUCCUCCUACCUCGAGGGCGCCACCUCGGCCCCGUCCACCUCCCAGCCAAGACUCACUGGGCACAAGCUGCUGCACGAGGAGCUGGCCCUGCAGUGGGUGGUCAGUGGCAGCACAGUGCGGGAGACUGUCCUGCAGCACGCCUGGUUCUUCUUCCAGCUCAUGGUGAAGAGCAUGGCGCUGCACCUGCUUCUCGGCCAGCGACUGGACACACCUCGUCGGCUGCGCUUCCCCAGCCACUUCCUGGAUGACAUCACUUCUCUGGUGACCUCUGUGGGAAUGGAGGUGAUCACGCGAUGCCACAAGGAUGCAGAGCUGGCCGAGCACCUGAACACCAGUCUUGCCUUCUUCCUCAGUGACCUCCUGUCCCUGACUGACCGCGGGUUCGUCUUCAUGCUGGUCCGGGCCCACUACAAGCAGGUGGCCACACGGCUUCAGUCGGCCCCCAACCCGGCGGCGCUGCUGAGCCUGCGCAUGGAUUUCACCCGCGUCCUGUGCAGCCACGAGCACUACGUGACCCUCAACCUCCCCUGCUGUCCCCUGUCGCCCCCGGCCUCACCCUCACCCUCCGUAUCCUCCACCACUUCCCAGAGCUCUGCCUUCUCCAGUCAGGCCCCUGACCCCAAGGUGACCAGCAUGUUUGAGCUGAGCGGGCCAUUCCGCCAGCAGCACUUCCUGGCUGGCCUCUUGCUGACAGAGCUGGCACUGGCCCUUGAACCAGAGGCCGAGGGAGCAUCCCUGCUCCACAAGAAGGCCAUCAGUGCCGUCCACAGCCUGCUCUGCAGCCACGACGCUGACCCCCGCUACGCAGAUGCCACUGUGAAGGCCCGUGUGGCCGAGCUGUACCUGCCACUGCUCUCCCUCUCACGGGACACACUGCCACGGCUGCACGACUUUGCUGAGGGCCCAGGUCAGCGGUCAAGGCUGGCUUCCAUGCUCGACUCAGACACAGAAGGGGAAGGGGACACUGGAGGCACCAUCAACCCCUCUGUGGCCAUGGCCAUCGCGGGUGGGCCGCUGGCCCCUGGCUCCCGGGCCAGCAUCUCUCAGGGGCCACCAACAGCUUCUCGCUCAGGCAGCACUCUCUCUGCGGAGUCCAGCCGGACCCUGCUGGUGUGUGUCCUCUGGGUGCUGAAAAAUGCAGAGCCAGCCCUGCUGCAUCGCUGGGCCGCAGACCUGGCCCUCCCGCAGCUCGGUGGCCUCUUGGACUUGCUGCACCUGUGCCUGGCUGCCUUUGGGCACAAGGGGAAAAAGGCCUUCGAGCGCAUCAACAGCCUGACCUUCAAGAAGUCACUGGACAUGAAGGCUCGCCUAGAGGAAGCCAUUUUGGGGACCAUCGGAGCGCGACAGGAGAUGGUUCGGCGGAGUCGUGAGAGAAGCCCAUAUGGGAACCAGGAAAACGUCCGCUGGCGGAAAAGCAUCACACACUGGAGGCAGACCUCGGACCGCGUGGACAAGACCAAAGAUGAAAUGGAACAUGAGGCCUUGGUAGAUGGGAACCUGGCGACGGAGGCGAGUCUGGUGGUUCUGGACACCCUGGAGAUCAUUGUGCAGACAGUGAUGCUGUCAGAGGCCCGGGAGAGCGUCUUGGGGGCGGUGUUGAAGGUCGUGUUGUUCAGUCUGGGCAGUGCGCAGAGUGCCCUCUUCCUGCAGCAUGGCCUGGCCACCCAGCGGGCCCUGGUGUCCAAGGAUGGGGAGGGACUGACCGGUGUCUGCUUGGCUCCCGGGCAGUUCCCAGAGCUGCUGUUUGAGGAGGACACGGAGCUGUGCGCUGACCUCUGCCUGCGGCUCCUGCGUCACUGUGGCAGCCGCAUCAGCGCCGUCCGCACGCAUGCCAGCGCCUCCCUGUACCUCCUCAUGCGCCAGAACUUCGAGAUCGGCAACAACUUUGCCCGAGUGAAGAUGCAGGUGACCAUGUCGCUCUCGUCUCUGGUGGGGACCACGCAGAACUUCAGUGAGGAGCACCUGCGGCGGUCACUCAAGACCAUGCUCACCUACGCCGAGGAGGACGUGGGGCUGCGGGACAGCACCUUCGCCGAGCAGGUGCAGGACCUGAUGUUCAACCUGCACAUGAUCCUGACGGACACGGUGAAGAUGAAGGAGCACCAGGAGGACCCUGAGAUGCUCAUCGACCUCAUGUACAGGAUCGCCCGGGGCUACCAGGGCUCCCCAGACCUGCGGCUGACGUGGCUGCAGAACAUGGCAGGCAAGCACGCGGAGCUGGGCAACCACGCCGAGGCCGCCCAGUGCAUGGUGCACGCGGCCGCCCUGGUGGCCGAGUACCUCGCCCUGCUCGAGGACAGCCGCCACCUGCCCGUGGGCUGCGUCUCCUUCCAGAACAUCUCGUCCAACGUGCUGGAGGAGUCGGCCAUCUCCGACGACAUCCUGUCGCCCGACGAGGAGGGCUUCUGCACGGGGAAGCACUUCACGGAGCUGGGACUGGUGGGGCUGCUGGAGCAGGCGGCCGCGUACUUCACCAUGGGUGGGCUCUACGAGGCGGUGAAUGAGGUCUACAAGACCCUCAUCCCCAUCCUGGAAGCCCACCGUGAUUACAAGAAGCUGGCUGCCGUGCACGGCAAACUGCAGGAGGCCUUCACCAAGAUCAUGCAGCAGAGCUCCGGCUGGGAGCCCCAGCGAGUGUUCGGGACAUACUUCCGUGUGGGCUUCUACGGCGCCCGCUUUGGGGACCUGGAUGAACAAGAGUUUGUGUACAAGGAGCCAUCCAUCACGAAGCUGGCCGAGAUUUCCCACCGGCUAGAGGAGUUCUACACGGAGCGCUUUGGGGAAGACGUGGUUGAGAUUGUCAAAGACUCAAAUCCCGUGGACAAAUCCAAGCUCGAGCCACAGAAGGCCUACAUCCAGAUCACCUACGUGGAGCCCUACUUCGACACCUACGAGCUCAAGGACCGCGUCACCUACUUCGACCGCAACUACGGGCUGCGCACCUUCCUGUUCUGCACGCCUUUCACGCCGGACGGGCGUGCACACGGGGAGCUGCCGGAGCAGCACAAGCGCAAGACGCUGCUGAGCACGGCCCACGCCUUCCCCUACAUCAAGACGCGCAUCCGCGUGUGCCACCGCGAGGAGACAGUGCUGACCCCAGUGGAGGUGGCCAUCGAGGACAUGCAGAAGAAGACACGGGAGCUGGCCUUUGCCACCGAGCAGGAUCCACCAGAUGCCAAGAUGCUGCAGAUGGUGUUGCAGGGCUCCGUGGGGCCCACCGUGAACCAGGGUCCCCUGGAGGUGGCCCAAGUGUUUCUGGCUGAGAUUCCAGAAGACCGCAAGCUCUUCAGACAUCACAACAAGCUGCGGCUUUGUUUCAAGGACUUCUGCAAGAAGUGCGAGGACGCACUUCGGAAGAACAAGACCUUGAUCGGGUCGGACCAGAAGGAGUACCAUCGGGAGAUGGAGCGUAACUACUGCCGCCUGCGGGAGGCGCUGCAGCCCCUGCUCACCCAGCGUCUGCCCCAGCUGCUGACACCCGCCACACCUAGCCUCAGGAACUCCCUGAACAGAUCGAGUUUCCGUAAAGCUGACUUCUGA